UGUGAUAUUGUACAAUAUAUGAAAGAAGAAGUAAUUAAAAGUUUACUUGUCAUCUCUACACACCGUAUCAUAAUCUUUAGAAUUGGAGUGGAAAGUGCUGCCUCAACUGACUGGUUGAAAUCAUAUGAGAAUCAGCCAAUCUCAGAGCUCCGCUAUAUAGAUAUAGGCUUAGGAUACCAAACAUUACGACUAGAAUUUGAGACAGAGUGUUCUAGCUAUACAUUAUUGAUUGCUGAUGAAGGAAAGUGCAAACAAUUCCUUACUCUGAUAUCAGAUAUUGUUGCCCAUUCAGACCAUAGUCAUUUGGAGGGAAUAGGGAAGUCAAACCCAACAACUUACACAAAUUUGGAAAAUCAAGUCUUAAAAGCGGAUGAUAAUUCCAGUUAUCAGAAGCUAGUCAGCUUCUUAAUGCUGAAAUACACUCAUGCAAACACUGAUGAAAAAGUCAGAAAGAGUUUAGCUAUUACUCAGACAGAUCUUGUAUUAAUUGAUGAGAACCAUCAGUGGCCAUUACCAAGGUUACAGGCUUCAUUAGCAGGUGCUAUAAAAAAAAGACAAUUUACUAUUGUCUGGAGAGAGAAAAUCAACAACAUUGGCACACUGUCUUUCAAUGAAUUCAACCCGAAAGAGCUUAAAUUAAGUUUUCUUGAACCAACAGCUUUUGGAAAUCCCUCAACAUGGAUCAUUUCAUUUGAAACUAUGAAAGGUGUUAAGUCAUUUGUUGAUGCAAUACGUGGACCUUGGGAGGCAGAAUUUGGAAUAUCCCUGGAUAUAAGCUCUGUGGCUUUCGCUGAUUCUGAGAACAUUAGUGUCGCUUAAUAGUACAUGUCUAACUUGAUUAUGUUGAAAGCAUGGCAUUAUAUAUAAGGUAUUAAAGCCUUUUACUUACCUAAUUCAUGUGCUGAAUUGUUAGAUAAUUGGGCAACAAAGAUUAACUGCUGCCUGCAACAGUAAAAUAUUCAUUGAAUUUUCUUAAAACUAAGUAAUGUUCAUGUAUAUACAAUGAAUGGUAAUAAAUUAUAAUAUACCAAAUUAUCACAUA
Messenger RNA from Ruditapes philippinarum (Manila clam), 1042 nucleotides. RefSeq names its product serine/threonine-protein kinase 11-interacting protein-like. The record is from RefSeq and is a predicted model, not a curated record. NCBI's taxonomy places the organism in Eukaryota, Metazoa, Mollusca, Bivalvia, Venerida, Veneridae.